Lodderomyces elongisporus is the source of this 906-nucleotide messenger RNA. It is a transcript of the gene SEC14, whose product is annotated as phosphatidylinositol/phosphatidylcholine transfer protein. Lineage: Eukaryota; Fungi; Ascomycota; Pichiomycetes; Serinales; Debaryomycetaceae. The record is from RefSeq and is a predicted model, not a curated record. The coding region runs from base 1 to 906 and encodes 301 amino acids. The transcript has a single exon.
AUGACCAUGGCUUCGGAACUAGAAAUUUUGGAAUCUUACCCGCAAAUUACUGCACCAACUGAUCAAACAGGUUACACUUCAAACCUCACUGAAGAGCAAAAACAAAAAGUUAUCCAAUUAAGAACAGAACUCGUUGAAUUAGGAUACCAGGAAAGAUUAGAUGACGCCAACUUGUUGCGAUUCCUUAGGGCCAGAAAAUUCGAUUUGACCUUGACCAAAGAAAUGUUUAUCAAUUGCGAAAAAUGGAGAAAGGAAUUUGGUACAAACACCAUUUUGAAGGAUUUCCAUUACGAAGAGAAACCAAUCGUUGCAAGAAUGUAUCCUACCUACUACCACAAAACAGAUAAGGAUGGACGUCCCGUUUACUACGAAGAAUUGGGAAAAGUCGACUUGGUCAAGAUUACAAAAAUCACAACCCAGGAAAGAAUGUUGAAAAACUUGGUAUGGGAAUACGAGGCUAUGUGCCAAUACCGUUUGCCAGCAUGCUCGAGACAAGCCGGUCAUUUGGUAGAGACCUCGUGUACUAUCUUGGAUCUCAAAGGUAUUUCCAUCACCUCAGCAUACAAUGUUAUUGGAUACGUUAGAGAUGCCUCAAAGAUUGGUCAAGACUAUUACCCAGAAAGAAUGGGUAAAUUUUACUUGAUCAAUGCGCCAUUUGGUUUUUCAACUGCAUUUAAAUUGUUCAAGCCAUUCUUGGACCCAGUAACCGUGUCAAAGAUCCACAUCUUGGGAUACAGUUACAAAAAGGAAUUGAUGAAGCAAAUUCCACCACAGAACUUACCCAAGAAGUAUGGUGGAAUGGAUGAGGUUAGUGAUGACGACUUGUUAUUGAAAGAUGUGGGACCAUGGAGAGACCCUCAAUUCAUUGGACCUGAAGGUGAAGCACCAAGAGCCUACGACGGGUAA